AUGACCGCCAUUUCAAGGAUCCAGGACCUUUCCUUCAAGACAUCCAUCUACGGCAUCGAAGAACGAAUCGUUCUCGAUAUCGGGUCCUGCUACCUCAAGUGUGGCUUCUCGGGUGAGGCGCGCCCUCGACACUUUUUGUCAAUGUUCCUGUCCGAGGAAGCGUUGGAUGAUUACCUUGGUCUGAACCCUGUCCACCGUCAGCACUUGGGGCAUGAAUGUGGCGAGAUUUGUAACGAGCGGACGACCGAGACUUGUCGAGGAAACAACCCUCUCGAGUAUGCAGAGUUGUAUGAGCUAGAUAUGAUGAGAAGGAACAGUCGUGGACAAACAGAACAGGAACGGCUGCAGAUUCUCGAGGAACGCCUGUCUGAAUACCUCUACGAGGUCUACUUCAAGUACUUGUUGACGGAUCCCAAGCAGAGAAAGGUCAUCAUUUGCGAGUCGCCUUUGGCGCCCAUCGCUCUCAAGCAGACCAUUGCCAAAGUGCUUUUUGACAAGCUGCAGGUCCCAUCGGUCUCGUUUACACCAUCACAUCUCCUCGCAUUGUUGACUACAGGAACAGCAACAGGACUGGUCAUUGACUGUGGACAUUUGGAGACCUCUGUUCUUCCCAUCUACUCUUCACGCCCAAUGACACCGUUUAUCAGGACAACACCUCGGGCGGGCAAGUUCUUGUCGACUCACUUGAAACAACUCCUUCGCGACAAAUGCCCCAUCUCGUUGGUGGAAAACCCUACAGAUCUCCGAAUUAUACCCGAGGGCAUGCUGACAAGCGCGUUUCUGGAGACGAUCAAGACCCGGCUGCUGUUUGCUUCCCCCUUGAUCAUCAACGCAAGGGACAACAUUAACGAAGACGAGAUGAACAACAACUAUCGGGAUGUUUCGACCUCGACGGAGGUCCAGGUUGAUGUCUGGCUGGAGGAGGAGGGGGCCAGGGGUAUUCUGGCUAUCCCUGGGUGGAUCCGUGAGCGUGCGAGUGAGUGUCUGUUCAAUGGCGACGAGGAUGCGGAGAGUUUGACGGACGUGAUUCUGGAAUCGAUUUUGAAGGCGCCUUCGGAUCUUCGGCGACCUCUAAUUAGCUCCAUGUUGUUGAUUGGAGGCACCGCCCAGCUGCCCAACUUGCAGAACAGACUAUUCCAGGAAAUCAAGAGGUCGCUCCAGACCAAUCCUCGGUGGAAGCAAUUGUCAGGAUUGGCAGACUCUGUUCGGUUCCUGGACGACUUGACGACUGGCGACAAGUCUGCGACCCCAAGUCGAAGCCCCAGUCAUCAAUCGGUCAUGGAUCUCGACCCUGGAGCUACCUCAUUUGUGGGAUCUCCAACACUUGGCGGCUCUAGUAUGAGUCUUGACCCCUCUUCGGCCGCGUCGCGUGAAAAGGAUAGGAGAGCCAAGAAGAGUCAAGCCAAAAAGGCGUAUCAGAGCAGUGGAAAAGUGUUUAUGCCCAAUUGUCGUGCUUGGAUCGGUGGAUCCCUGGUGGGAUCGUUGAAGUCGUCGGGUCCAGAGAUUCUGAGGGUGAACUUUAAUGGGACGGUACCGGAUUGGUCGACGGCUGGUCUGACUGGCGCGUCGCCACUUUCGGGUGGUGCUGGAGGAAACAGUCAGCAUCAGGAUCCUACUGCCGCCACUGCCCUCGUCGCUUCCGCACUUGCCUACUCCUACUAG
Molecule: messenger RNA, 1662 nt
Organism: Linnemannia hyalina
Lineage: Eukaryota; Fungi; Mortierellomycota; Mortierellomycetes; Mortierellales; Mortierellaceae
Source: the annotation of a GenBank genome assembly